AGGGGAUAACUAUUAAUCUUUUAUCACCUAAAUUUACCACCAUCGCCUAAAUGCACUUUUCGUUGCCCAUCUUGACGUCCAUUGCCACCGGCUUAUUAGCCUUGACGUCCCCAGUCGCCGGUGCCGUUCAUUCCGCCAAAAUUUCCAAGAUUCCAACUGACACCACGUUGAGUGCUGCUUCCUACAAAGAAUAUGUAAACAGCUUACAACACAAGUACGUCAACACUUUCAACUCGGCUCAUGGCAACCCUGUUGCUGCACUGGCCCAGUUCCCCGGCUCCAAAGCCCAAAUUCCCUUCAUUGAAUCCAAAAUGACCGAGGAUGGUGAGAUUGCUAUCAAUGGACACGAUACUCCUUUAUCCAAUUAUGCCAAUGCCCAGUACUUUACCGAAAUUGAAGUGGGAACACCUGGUCAACCUUUCAAGGUCAUUUUGGAUACCGGUUCUUCCAACUUGUGGAUUCCCUCGCAAGACUGCUCGUCGUUGGCUUGCUACUUGCACUCAAAGUAUGACCAUGAUGCUUCUUCCACCUACAAGGCCAAUGGCAGUGAAUUUGCCAUUCAAUAUGGUUCUGGUGCAAUGGAAGGAUACGUGUCGACUGAUGCGUUGAGAAUUGGUGAUUUGUUGAUCAAAAAUCAGGAUUUUGCUGAAGCCACCAGUGAACCUGGUUUGGCAUUUGCCUUUGGUAAAUUCGACGGGAUUUUGGGAUUAGCCUACGAUACCAUUUCUGUCAACAAGAUUGUUCCGCCAGUCUACAACGCCAUUAACCAAGGUUUGUUGGAUGAAAAACUGUUUGCUUUCUACUUGGGUGACACCAACAAAGAUGAAGAAGAUGGUGGGGUUGCCACUUUCGGUGGUUACGAUGAAUCCAAGUUCACUGGUAAGAUUACCUGGUUGCCAGUUAGAAGAAAAGCGUACUGGGAAGUGUCUCUUGAAGGACUCGGUUUAGGUGAUGAGUUUGCUGAAUUGAAGAGCACCGGUGCUGCCAUCGAUACCGGUACUUCUUUGAUCACCUUACCAUCAUCCUUGGCUGAAAUCAUCAACGCCAAGAUCGGUGCCGUCAAGUCAUGGUCUGGACAAUAUACCGUGGAAUGUGAUGCCAGAGCCAACUUACCAGACUUAACCUUCAAUCUCAACGGUUACAACUUUACCUUGUCUGCAUAUGAGUAUACCUUAGAAAUCAGCGGAUCUUGUAUCUCUGCUAUCACGCCUAUGGACUUCCCCAAGCCAAUUGGUGACAUGGCCAUCAUUGGAGAUGCCUUUUUGAGAAAGUACUACUCGAUUUACGACUUGAAGAAAGAUGCCGUUGGUUUGGCCACCGCUGUCUAAACUCCCCUUUUCGACAUAUUUGUUACCCUGUUAGAAAACCCCAAAAGCCUUAAAUUUUUUUAGCAUUUAAUAGGA
Molecule: messenger RNA, 1403 nt
Organism: Yamadazyma tenuis ATCC 10573
Lineage: Eukaryota; Fungi; Ascomycota; Pichiomycetes; Serinales; Debaryomycetaceae
Gene: APR1
Product: proteinase A
Cellular component (GO): fungal-type vacuole
Molecular function (GO): aspartic-type endopeptidase activity
Source: RefSeq, a predicted model, not a curated record